Messenger RNA from Penicillium hordei, 918 nucleotides. RefSeq lists its product as uncharacterized. The transcript has a single exon. NCBI's taxonomy places the organism in Eukaryota, Fungi, Ascomycota, Eurotiomycetes, Eurotiales, Aspergillaceae. The record is from RefSeq and is a predicted model, not a curated record. The coding region runs from base 1 to 918 and encodes 305 amino acids.
AUGGAGACCCCCAGGAAUCGCAAACAGCGCCGUGCAGCAGCUGGAUCCUCCACUAAAAAAGAUGAACCCGAAAUCGCCAUGGCCCAUCCCCAACGAGAUGAUCCGACGAAAAAGAGAGCAACCGUCGAGCGCACACUUUAUGACAUCAUCGCAGAGCGACAAAGCGGACUGCAUCAAAAGAAGGGAGCAAUUCCAGCUUCAGUUGAAGCACAGGGCAUACCGUCACAGUCAGGGGGAACGCGGUUCGUGACGGUCGACGCGUCUGGGGAAUUGGUCGACACCGACGGCGACAUCAGCAGUCAUCUCUCAAAUCCCUCGCAAAAGAAUACCAAGAAUACUCAAAAGAGUACAAAUGGUACCACUGUCAAGAAAGCCGACUCUGAAUCCGAACCCGACAAACCCCUCCCGCCAUUCCUCGACACAAUCCUCCUUUCCCUGCCUCUCACAACCCUCCACCUCACCCUGAGCUACCUCGCAGCACACCAAUACGCCGAAACAAUCGACCUGGCAAAACUCUUUAAAGAAUCCGUGACAACCGCGUUCCCUCUCCUUACUUUAUUCGUCCACCUAGCACACGGUCAUGUCAUCUCCUUCAAAAAGCGCAAUUCAAAAGCAGAGCCUGCUCCUCUUCAUUUGUUCCCAUUGACAAACGACAAAUUGACCUUUUCAUUCCUAAGAAGGCUUGUUUUUCCGCCUGCGCUAAAGACUCUGGUUUUUCUCCCUCUUUCUGCGUUGUUGGGCGCACAUCUUAUCGCUAUCACGAAUGGAGAGCCGUAUUAUGCGGUUAUGAAGAAGGCGCCUGCUGUUGGGACUAUUUGGAUAUGGUGUAUUCUUGAGUUGUCAUUUGGUGCGGCUGUCCUUGGGGCGUUGGGACCUUUGGUUUGGGGGGUUUGGUGGAUGGGGUAUGGGAUCAUUUGA